ACUAGAUUUUUGUCAAAACAGUUGUCAUUUAUUUAAAAAAUAGAAUUUAAUAAUCUAAUUAUUUACAAAUUACUUAAGCUAAAACUACAAUAAUAAUACUAACAAAAUUGCAUAAUAUAUAUUGUAAUUUAGUGAAAUAUUUAAAUAAUUAUGCUUGUAUUAGUAUUGGGAGAUCUGCACAUUCCACACCGGUGUAGCAGUUUACCGAGUAAAUUUAAGAAACUUUUAGUACCUGGUCGAAUACAACAUAUAUUGUGCACCGGUAAUCUUUGUACAAAAGAAUCUUAUGAUUAUUUAAAAACAUUAGCCAGUGAUGUUCAUGUUGUCAGAGGAGAUUUUGACGAGAAUCUCAAUUACCCAGAACAAAAAGUGGUGACAGUGGGGCAAUUUAGAAUUGGUCUGUCACAUGGACAUCAAGUGGUUCCUUGGGGAGAUCCAGAAUCAUUAGCCUUAAUUCAAAGGCAAUUAGAUGUAGAUAUUUUGAUAUCCGGCCAUACACAUAAGUUUGAAGCCUAUGAACAUGAGAAUAAAUUUUAUAUAAAUCCUGGCUCGGCAACCGGAGCAUACAAUCCUUUAGACACCAAUGUCAUUCCAUCAUUUGUAUUAAUGGAUAUACAAAGCUCGACUGUCGUUACGUAUGUUUAUCAGCUUGUAGGAGAUGAAGUAAAAGUUGAACGAAUUGAAUUUAGGAAAAGUUAAAAUUUGUACAGUGAUAUUUUAACACCAUUUGUUAUACUCUAUGACAUUUUAAAUAAUCUUUAAUAUUUCAUCGAAAAUAUGACUUAAUCAUAAUAACAUAAUAAUAAUAUAUAUAGUAUUCCUUGAAGAAGAAUUAUGUUAAAGUACAAUUUGUAUAAAUGAUAUAUUUAUAAUUAUUAAAUAAGUACUAUAAAUAA
Messenger RNA from Chelonus insularis, 896 nucleotides. RefSeq names its product vacuolar protein sorting 29 (gene Vps29). The transcript is spliced from 4 exons. Lineage: Eukaryota; Metazoa; Arthropoda; Insecta; Hymenoptera; Braconidae. The coding region runs from base 151 to 699 and encodes 182 amino acids. Gene Ontology annotation, cellular component: retromer complex; endosome. The record is from RefSeq and is a predicted model, not a curated record. Gene Ontology annotation, biological process: retrograde transport, endosome to Golgi; intracellular protein transport.